Molecule: messenger RNA, 7239 nt
Organism: Ailuropoda melanoleuca (giant panda)
Lineage: Eukaryota; Metazoa; Chordata; Mammalia; Carnivora; Ursidae
Gene: ARL5B
Product: ARF like GTPase 5B
Exons: 6
Coding region: 323-865 (180 amino acids)
Molecular function (GO): GTPase activity; GTP binding
Source: RefSeq, a predicted model, not a curated record
GUCGGGAAUCGGGAGGGGAGGCGGAGCGGAGGCGGGGCUUGGGGCUGGUUGAAGCGCUGGUGGGUAGGUGGGUUCAGACCGAGGGGACUACGGGUCGGCGUUGGGCUCAGUGGGCUCGAAACAAAGGACUCUCCGGUAGGGACUCGGCGCGGUGCCUUCUGACUGGUAGCUGAGCGGCCGAUCGAGGCUUCUCGGCCAGCUAGAACCCUCGCGGCGCGGUCUCAGUAGGCUUCUCCUCGGUUCCCUACAGCCAGCGCCGUGGUGGGGGGCCCGGCACAGCGGCACCUGCUGCUGAGGGACCCCGCGGCCCGCCCAGGUGCUCAUGAUGGGGCUGAUCUUCGCUAAACUGUGGAGCCUCUUCUGUAACCAAGAACACAAAGUAAUUAUAGUGGGACUGGAUAAUGCAGGGAAAACCACCAUUCUUUACCAAUUCUUAAUGAAUGAAGUGGUUCAUACAUCUCCGACCAUAGGAAGCAACGUUGAAGAAAUAGUUGUGAAGAAUACUCAUUUUCUCAUGUGGGAUAUCGGUGGUCAGGAAUCACUGCGCUCAUCCUGGAACACGUAUUAUUCAAACACAGAGUUCAUCAUUCUUGUUGUUGAUAGCAUUGACAGGGAACGACUAGCCGUUACAAAAGAAGAAUUAUACAGAAUGCUGGCUCAUGAGGAUUUACGGAAGGCUGCAGUCCUUAUCUUUGCAAAUAAACAGGAUAUGAAAGGGUGCAUGACAGCAGCUGAAAUCUCUAAAUACCUCACCCUUAGUUCAAUUAAGGAUCAUCCAUGGCACAUUCAGUCCUGCUGUGCUCUAACAGGAGAAGGGUUAUGCCAAGGUCUGGAGUGGAUGACGUCCCGGAUCGGUGUGAGAUAACUUCUUGCUUGGAAAGAGACUGCUCUAUUUAUUCUGUGACAUGAACAUUUUCCUAGUACUUCGGCUGCUAAGGCAGCAGCAUGUUUAAUUUAUAACAACACAAACCUCUAUGAGCAACACUUGAAUCAAGUGCAGCUGAACUGGAACAUAAAAGAUUUUUUCUUAACUUUUUUUUAAUGCACUAAAUCUUCAGUUGGAUGAACGUAACGUGUAACUAUGUCUUCAGCAACCUAAUUCUUCUGACUGCUGAUUCUAAUUCAAUGACUGCCUUGUAAGAAAUGUUGGUCAUCUGUUUAAUGUUUUCUGAAGUAUUGUAAUAACUUUAAUGACCAGUUUCUUUCAUUUCUUGACCACCCCCUUUCCCUACCAGAUAAUUCCUGGUUUGACAAAGCAGUAGUGGAAACCAUCAGGUACUGCUUGCAGACUUAACCAGCACUAAAUAUUUGCUCCCUCUUCCAACCACUUAUCUUUUGGACAGAACUUACAGAGAAAGAAAUCUGCCUAGAAGAUAGAUAUAUGUACAAGGAAGACUAACCAUCAUGAGAACCGCCUUUAAGUUAAUUUCUCCCACAUUAUUACAAGUCAUGGAAUAAUUUUAAGUUACUAUUAGCAUGGAAAUUAAGUAUGCUGUUUAUCUAAAAGAAUGAAAUUCACUUUUCUGCCUCCAGCAGAUUAGUUUUGACUAAAAACUAAUCAAGGAGACAUAUUUGAAAGCCCAACUUUGAUAGUAAAUAUUUUGGGUAAAUCUGAUAUUUUAAAAAUGUCGUAUUAUUCAACACGCACAUUAACUAUUGGAAAUUAUUAAAGCAUACCAGCACUACUAUCAGAACAAGACACUUGGAAUAUAUUUUGCUAUCAAUUAUAAGCAACUUUUAUUAUCAGCAACAAGGUCAACUAUUCCAUUUGCAAGGGAGAGCACAUCUGCUUUGGGCAGUAACUAAAGCAGAAGUAUAAACAUUUCGUUUCUUAAAAAUUUGAAAUUGUGUGUGAAUUUGAAUAGUGUUUCUACCACCAGCAGUAUAUUACUUAGAAAAUCAUAUGACUUUUCCUUAAAUCUAUCUGAGGUUAUAGUGUAAUAGGCUUAAAACAGUUGCCAUCUUUAUAGAACAUGAUGUUCUAAAGUCUUUUGCGGGGUUACAGGAAACUGCUGAAUUUAAUCCUAGCUUUUAAAGUGUUACUAGGAGACUGAAAGUCAACACUAACAUCUUAUAAAUUAAAAAAUAGGAAGAAAAAGUCAUAAUCUAUCAAAAGUUUAUUACAUAUCAUUCAGAAGUUUUCAAGGCAGUUGUCUAAUAUGAACAGUAAUAUAAAUAGUGCAUACUUAAGAGGGAGGAGAAGUAUUGUAAUUUUGAUCCUCUAUUUCAAAUGUGUGAUUUUGCUAUAAUGAAAGGGUUAAAAUGCAUACUUAGAGAAUAAUACUUCAUUUUUGCAGUAUUUUUUUCAUUUGGGUCAAAAAUAGGAUUCAGUGUUCAUAAGAAUAUCAAAAUACCUGUUCAAAGGUGGUUAUUUUAAUUUUAAUAUUUUUUUAUUGUAAAUUGGUUUUACUUUUGCUCUGUUUUCAGGUAAACUUGAUUUAUGAUAUUUAGUCUAAUUUAGUUGAAUGUGGUAACAUUUUCUUUCUGUUUAGUGGUAGCACACCCUAGAACUGAAAAAUGGCCAGAGGAGAGCUUUCUGGACUUGGGAACUAGUGACUUAUUAACCUUGUUUUGAACCUUUUUCUUAGUGAUUCUAUAGCAGGUAAAGGGUAAAUUUUGUUUUUAAUAAAAUCCAUUAUCUAGAAUAUGAAAGAAAAGCAAACAUAAAUCAAUAUGGAUGCUUUAUGGUAUGUGUUUGGGGCAGGGGGAGGAGGAAUUAUGAAGAUAACAUUUACCUAAAAGCACACUUGGCCAGAAUUUCUAUCUUGGUUAUAGAAUUUAGUCAUAAAUACUGAGGAUAAUUCUCUUAGCUCCAUCCUGAGAAAACAUAUUUAAUACCCCAGUAUCCAUUCUUCUUAUGAAAUUUAUCUUCUUAGAUCUAAUAAGAUUGGCUGGCUCAGUUUUCUUCUAUCAAAUUAUAUGGUUAUUUUUUUUAUAUUACCAUAUCAGCAUUAUAUUGAAAGUGUUUUUAAUAGUUGAUUGUAUUUUGUCAGACAACUACUAGUAUAGAUUCAAGUUUGCUAUUUAAUUUUUUAAAAUACAAUUUAUUUUAUUUUCUAAAUUUUUUAAAAAAGCAUUGUUAGUUUGGGAUUAGAAAUGGUUUAUGUUAGUUAGCUGUGUUGAAAAUGAAAUCAGCAUCCCGCUAGUUUUUGUGGCAAUGAUUGGGAAAAGUUCAAAUAGGAGAUUCAUGUAAGACUUUUUAAAGCUGCUUUAUAGGUUCUCUUUAGAGAUUUCCUGUUACAGUGAUAUGAAAACUGAUUAUCCUUUACUCCAAGAGAAUGUUUUGUUUGACCCAAGCAGGUAUGUUAAUACUAAAACAUUGAUUCUGACAUUCAUUGUCAAUCAACUGCAAGAUACUGCGUGAUGAAAAAUGUAAAUUUGUAAUUAGUGCCUUUAUUCACAGUCUGAGAUGAGCUCUCAGUUUUGUACUAUACUUGUUCUUUAGAAGUUGGAUUAACAGCUGAUUAACUGGACACUGAAAUAAUUCGAGAUUCACCCUCCCCACCAACCCUUCAGUUGCUUCAGUAAGUAGUGGAAAGUAAGGGACCCACCCACAUUACUUUUGGGAGAUUAUUCUAGAUUUUAUUUUUAUUUUGAGGAUGAAGAAAUGAAAGUUUAACAAAUCGUUUCAAUAUUUUAUUAGAACUGAAAUGUAACUGCCACCCAAAUAUAUGGCAUUUUUCUUCAUUUUGAACAUGUUACAUUCUUCAUAUUUAAACCCACUGUUCUUAUUGUAGCGCAUUUGGGAACUCUAGGAUUAACAGGCCCUUUUCUUUGGGAAUAUAUUACAUAAUUUGUAUUGUUAGUAUAAUUUAAUUCCUUAAAAUCUGAAAUAAUAUAUAUAUAAUCUACUGGAAAGCUCAUGGUUAAAUACAUAAUUUUUGCUUUUAGAUUCUGUGUUAGGUGUGCUUAAAGGUAUUAUUUUAUUCUAUAUUCAUUAGAGGAAAGAUAAUAAAUUCAAGUUUUAUUGUUAAAAAUAAUUUUUGAACGGGCACUUAACCCUUAUAGCCAAAGUCAUUUUGUUUAAGCAUAAAUUAACUUUUAUUUUCUAUAGCUAAAAGAGAAAAUAAUUAUUUUCCUAUGGAAACAGUGAGUGAUACAGGCAGUGCUGUAAACAAUAUUCUCUGAAGAGCUAUGGGGAGUCAAGGCAAAGAAAAUUUUAAAGAAAACAAUAAAUCUUUAUAUUUUUUAAAAAUCUUUUUGGUGUAGUAUCUUAGGACAAAUUAGAAAUGGAGUUGUUUGUGACUAGCACUCAUUUGAUUCUUAGCUAUGUAAAACUAUCAGUAGAAAAACGUGGUGGUGUUAUGCCUAUGGAUGGGUAAAUUCCAUUGACAUUUAUAUUUGAAGACCAACUUUAUGAGUCUAAACUUUUCUCUGUGGCUUUGGAUCCAAAAUAUGUCAUAUCCCAUUUAAUUCUAAAGGACCUUUUAUAUUUUGUUGGGAUACAGUCACUUCAAGAUGUAGUCUGGUAACUUGUAUCUAGUAGAAUAUUGUGCUGGCUGUCUAAAGAAGUGGAUUUGAAUCUUAAUUUGGCCAUUAAUUGUCUAGUUGACCUUAGACUGUUACUGUUCAACACAGCCUUUCUAUUUUUUCCCCAUACUAAGGAACUUAAGCGAACUAGAACUCCGUACCUUUUGGUUUUCAAAUCUUGAAUCCUUAUACACUACAUUAAAGUCAAAAAACUAAAAAUACCAAGAAAGGACAUGUAAUAUGAAGUUAAAUUCACUUUUAUCUAUUCUUUGAUUCCCACCUCAUUAUCAUUUUGUUUAGUUUAUAAAUACAAUCAAAUAAGAAAACAAAGUAUCAACUAGUAACUGCUACUCAGCUUAAGUUGAGCUCAGAGCUAAUGACAAUGCAGAAGAGAAAAUAAGCCAUAUUGUUAAGAAAAUUAUUUUAAGCUGCUGAUAAAACACCAGUGUUGUGUUUAAAAUUCUCUCUUCCAGAGAAUAUCCUGCUUCUUCCUGGCUUUUACUAAUUAGAAGUGGUCAGUUUGUUCAGUUUAUUGGCUUCAGUUGCUACCCCAAACUCCCAAUUCUGUUUGACUUUUCAGUAGUGAAACGAUAGUGCAGCCAGGCUGUCAAUAUUUUACAGACGUCUGUGUAAAUCUGAGAGUAGUUUACAUUCAAGGUUAGUUCCCUCAGUAAUGUCUCAUCCUUACUCAUUUAGGAUUACUGCGAAGCCUGAAAUCCAUGAUUCCCAAAAAGUAUUUUUUUAAGAGUUCCAGGUGGCCAAAAUUAAAUACAGAAGGUCAAUUAAAAAAAAAAAAUUCUCCAUUUUAAAGUAGAAAAGAUAUUGUAUUCAACAGAUCCAAAAUCAGUUUUAAAUGUAUAUGAUUUGGUAAAAUGUUUGGGAAAGGUUAAUUUGGGAUUAUGAAGUCAUACCCAGAAACAAAUGUCAAAUAGUUGAUAGUAAAGAUAAACAUGAGGUAGAAAAAUCUUCAAAAGGAUAUUAAUAGAAAAUAUGAAUGAAAACAGUGAAUUUCCCACAUUUAAGGCACUUAAAAUUACUACAAAGUACAGUCUUUUACUGUAGAGCUAGAUAUCUUAUUUUUAAAGUGGCCAAAGGACCAAAGACUGAUCAGGUUUUUAGAAUUUGUUAGUGUUGUCAGUCAUAUCUUUUUUAUUUUUUGCUUUUAAACUGGUAAUCUACGUUGUCUCCUAGAAAUGGAGCUAUAAUAAAAUGUGCCGUACAUAUCUUUUGGAAUAGGUAACAGAGUUCUAGAAGAAUGGAAAUGUUCUCUUGCACAAACUUGUAAAGUUUUAGUUAAAAGUUACCUCAUUUCUCAAUCCAUAAGGUGCUUUGCUCAAGCUUGUGGGAUGUUACACCCAUAAAAACCACCUUCACCCAAACUGUAUUUGAAAUAUGCAAAAUUCACAGCUAAGGGAUAGCAUUCCUUGGAGAUUCCGUUUCGUUUUAUUCUUGUUUACCGCUGGCAGAGCUAACACGGUAUAGCAGAUUUACGUACUGUCUUCAUUAAAGCACACAGGCAAGUGCUCAGUCAAUAAUUUAUUUCAUUAAAAAUCAAAUAAGGGCAAGGAAAAACUCUAAAAUUUGAUCGAUUAUAUUCUAUUGUGACUAUAUUUCAUUCCGUGUUGGGAAGAUAUCAAGUGACGAUCAUUUGAUCUUGGUUGUGCACAAUUUAUUUGCAUAUUUUGGCCCUAUUCAUAAGAGACUAUUAUUUUAAUCCUCUUAUAGUUUCCCUCAGGAAGUUCAGGGACUCCACAAGUCCCUCUUUUAUUCUCUUGGAGUAAACUGUUCAGUGUAGUUAUGAAAUUCUUAAUCUUGAUUAAAAGUUUAGCUGCUAUUUAAGUUAAAAGUGUGAAUUAUAAAAUGAUGGUUAUGAUUUUUUGCCAAUUAUGUAAUAGUUUUAAAUUUUACCCUAUUUGUUGCACAGAGCAUGGUUUUUAAAGAGAAAAGAAUCAAAAACUAGAAGCAAUUACAGCCUUGUCCCUGGAUUUCUUCUAAUCAGGAUAUAAUGAUUAUACUCACACAUUGCCAUCUUUACAGAAAUUGGUGCUUUAGAGCAUUAAAGAGGAAACAGCAGGCCCUGUAAAAUAUACUUCUUGCCUCAGAAUGUAAAACUACUUUAAAGUGUAUUUAUAUUUAUGUUCAUUUCUUAAGGUUUAAAUACAAACUGUUGUUAUACAUCAGGCUUUCUAUGAAGGUGUAACAAUCAUCUUAGCUCAUCAGUUUGGUCAAAAUAGAUGGUGUUAAUACAGGCAAAAUUAGGAAUUGGAUCUCUCCGUGGGUCCCUUGGUGUUGCAUAGAAGGGAAAAAAAGAAUGUCUCUCACGCCACAAAUUGUGCUUCCUAAUCCCAACCAAACAACUGAAAUGUGUGCUAUUGGUCUAAUAUAUAGCAUUAAUAAAAUUAAAAGAGCAAACCAAUUAAUGCAUUUACAUCAUCACUUCAUGAAAAUGGUUCAAAGCAUGUUCUAAUGGUGGGGCUGUUUAAAGACAUGUUUUUAAAUUUUUUAAUAGCUUCGUUGCUGUCAUAAAAUGCUUUUGUAUGUUAAGGUUGCUGGUACUCACGGAUUUUUUUUAUUUCUGCAAUUAUGUUAUAAUGAGUUGCUUGCAUGCCUACUCACCCAAGUAAAAAGGAUGCUGUUUGCUCUGGAAUGUUCAUCUUUUAGACAGGUUUUGGCUCAUUUGCAAUCAUGGUGCAAUACAUUGUAACAUUCAUUUGUUUUCAGUCAACAGUUUUAUUUUUGUCAUAAUAAAUAAUUACUUUUCCAAUAUGA